Molecule: messenger RNA, 3223 nt
Organism: Culicoides brevitarsis
Lineage: Eukaryota; Metazoa; Arthropoda; Insecta; Diptera; Ceratopogonidae
Exons: 5
Coding region: 51-3014 (987 amino acids)
Source: RefSeq, a predicted model, not a curated record
CAAUAGAUGAAAAGCCUUUCAACAUAAUUUGUAUAUGAUUAGAAAGGAAAAUGUCUGUCGUUGAAUGUUGCAUCAAAAGUUGCAACAACAAGAAAGUACCCGAGAGUUCUGUGAGCUUUCAUUAUAUGCGCUUCGACUGGAUUUUGGAUCUCAAGGAUAAAAACGCCAUUAAAGAAGGAUUGACAAAAAAACUCAUUUGUAGCAAACAUUUCAAGCCGGAACUUGUGAUUGAACGAAAUGGUCGAGAAUUUCUUGUGCCAAAUGCUGUUCCAACUGAACAUUUGCUAAAAGAACCAGAUGUCGAUACAAAAAAGACGAAAAAACAUGUUUUGACAACUAACAAAAGGUCUUCAGAAAUUGAGAAGAAAACGUGUGACAUAAAAAAACUCCAAUUGCCAAACUGCUAUGUGCACAUUAAUAAAAUGGUUUUGAAAUGUUUCGGUCCAAAUUGUGGUAUCAUCAAUAACUCUCACACUUAUGUAGCACAAAUUUCUUCUGAUUCCGUUAAAUCUCAGUACAUUUUUUUGUGCAAACAACACAAAAAUGUUUUCAAAUCGGAUAAGCAGUUUCAUUUGCGAAAAACUGAAAAUGCUCUAUCGUUGAGAAAAGGUUCAAUUUCUAUUGAAGAUUCAGAAACGGAAGAAAUUACCGUUUCAAAGAGAGUUGAAUCAAAGAAAAUUGUAGAAAAACGAGCAACACGGUUCUCUAAUUCACAGCAAAAGGAGAAUGUUUUGUCAAAAUCUGUGAAAACCCAGAAAAAGAGUGCAAAAGAGGAUGACGACGGAAAUAAAUCUCCAUCUGAGAUUUGGAAAAAAAUCGUGAAACAAUCGAACACUGAUAGCAAGAAUCGAGUACGUCCUGAAAAGAGAAACGUUCAAGCGACAUCUGAAAUUUCUGAGAGGAGAUCUGAUAAAAAGGUUAAAGUCGAGCCUGAGGUGAUUUGUCUCGAAGACAGUGACAGUGAUGAUGAAAAAUCAUUGAAAAAGCCAAAAGAUGAUGGAAUAGCGCAAUGUUGCAUUCCCGGAUGUAAAAGCUCGAGUGUUCAUUCCAUCAUAACAGUCGGCGAAUCGCCCAAUUUCGAACAUCUUACUGUCUGUUUGCACCAUCGAGAUUGCUUUAAAAAUAUUCACGCUGUGAAACCUAUCGAAAUACAUCCCAAUGAAAAAUCCAAAUACGGUAAUUAUGUGUUGGAAGAAGGAGAAGUACCUCCAAGUCCUGAAAAGUCUCCUGAACGAAUUUUGCCAACAUCAACAAUUGUCGCUUCUCCGUCGCGAAUAAUUGAACCAAUACCUGUUCAACGUGUUCGCCCAACAGUAAGUGUCAGUAAUACCAUAGAGGUAAAUGCACAAGGACACACUUUGAUUUCACGAAAAUGUACAACAAAUCCAUCAGGAUCAUCAGAGCUUUUUGUGCUUGAAGAAUGGAGCGAUGGAUCUAAAAUUUACACGCCAGCGCCUCCGGGAUUACCCCUCGGAAAAUGUACAAAAGAGCAAAUUGCUUUUUACAAGGCACGAAUUCCUCCUUCCUCAUCGACAUCGAUCAUCCCUACUGUGAUUCCAGAUAACAAUGAAAUACUCUCAGCGCGUCAUAUUGUGCCAAGUGUCGCUCCAACCCUGCCUAUUGCAGAUAUUAGUAAGAGUGAAUUAGUAUACAUUGGAGGAAAGCCGUAUCUUUUGACGGGUGUUCAAGGUUUAGGAUUAACACGUGAUGCUGUUCAACCAUCGCCUUCUGUACAACCAACAAUUUUUCCAUCAGUAUCAUCGACAACGAUACCAAAAGUGUUGUCAGUGAGAUCUUUAAGCGAUCCAAGUUCUUUUCCUCGAGCAACAAUUGUUUCUGCAAACUCACAAAAAACCAGAAUAAACAAAAAUUCAAUGAAUACAUCGACGUCAUUUGAAGAUGAGGAAGAAACUAUUCUGUCGGAUCAUAUUGAGCCCGUUCCUGUAGCUUUAAGACGCGUUGAAUCAACAUCAGGACCCUCGAGGGUACGACAACUACCUCAAAAAUCUAACAAAACAACGCCAAGAAUUGAGUUAUGUAAAUCCUCUGUGCCAAAGACCUCAAGCACGCCUUCUCCUCAAACGUCAAAUACCCGCAAAACAUCAUUUCAUUUGGAGAAAAGUUUGCCAAAACCAGUUAGUAAAAAUCCAACAGUAACAACGAAUACUUGUAACUCAAUUCAACGAUCUCCUCCAAAAAUUGUCAAACCUCCAAAUAUUAUCAAGACAAUCAGUUUAAACUCUCUUACGAUACCAAAGUUUCCCAAAGGGUUAGAAGUGACGUCGAUACCUGCCAUUGAUGAUGAUUCCGACAACGAAGAUCCCAAAAUUGACAUGAUACAAAAUGAAAUGGAAAUCGAAGAUCCAUCAGAUCCACUCUCGAUGAAUGUUAUUGAGUCAAUCGAUCUGAAUAAGGACCCUUUGAAUGAAGAUUAUCAACCAUUUUCGAAAAGGAAACAAAAAUCGCUUGAACGAAAACGUGGAGGCAGCUUGCCAUUUCCAAGCUCUCUAAAACAAAAUCGGUUUUUAUUGUGGAAGAAAAGAGUCUGUAAGAUCAAAAAAGAUCUUACUACAAAAGUGAUUUCCAAUCGAUUUUUCGAAGUUUCCGCAAAUAUAAAUUCCGUUGAAUCUAACAAAAAAUCUCCGAAUUCUUCAUUCAAAAGCACAAAUCUAAAUUUUUGCGAUUCAUGCGAUAUUUUGUUCAAGAGCAGCAUGCGACUUUUGGCUCACAAAAAACUUUGUGCUGACAACCAUUUGGAUUUAAAAGACACCCGAAUUUACGUUUGUGGAAGAUGUCAGGCAACGUUUCAUAAACGUUUUUCAAUAUUUAAUCAUGUUAGACAGUGUAAUAUUAAACCACAAAGCAUCUACAACUCGCCAUUCAACUGCGGAUAUUGCAGUCACUCAUGUGCCUCUUUAGGCGAAAUGGAAGCGCAUUUUGAAAUAGCAUGCAUUGUCUUAAAUGCAAACAAGAAUUCAAUUAAAAUGGAAUCUAACCAAUUAGAAGUAUUUUAGAAAAAAAACAUUACCUAUAUUAGAGUAAUCUGUAGAAAAAAUUGUUUUUCAUUAAAUACAAUCAACAUUUAUUAAAAUUUUUUGAAACAAUAACAUGAGGUGCUUAUUAAAUAUAUCAAAUAUGUACAAAGAUUAACUUCAGAGGAGUUGAAGAAUAUUUCAAAAGUUGUUACGUGCUUUUCUGAAUUUGUAACUACCUUUGUCGUUGU